This is a messenger RNA of Loxodonta africana (African savanna elephant), 11649 nucleotides long. It is a transcript of the gene MMP16, whose product is annotated as matrix metallopeptidase 16. Gene Ontology annotation, cellular component: plasma membrane; extracellular matrix. Gene Ontology annotation, biological process: skeletal system development; proteolysis; collagen catabolic process. NCBI's taxonomy places the organism in Eukaryota, Metazoa, Chordata, Mammalia, Proboscidea, Elephantidae. The record is from RefSeq and is a predicted model, not a curated record. The transcript has 10 exons. Gene Ontology annotation, molecular function: zinc ion binding; metalloendopeptidase activity. The coding region runs from base 277 to 2100 and encodes 607 amino acids.
UUGAGCCGGAACAGCCGGUGAACUUGGGCGCCACGUUCCGGGUGACGGGCCCCUGAGGAUGGUGGAUACGAGCUGCUGACCCUGCCUCCGCCGCUGUUUCUCGGGGCUGCGGAGAUUGGGGCCCCCUGUCUCCUCCCCUUGCCCGGCUGUGGGUGAACCUGCAAGCUCCCUACCCACCCGGAGGACUUUUUUUUGAAAGGAAACGAGGGAGGGAGGGAGAGGGAAAGAGGGAGAAAGCGAAGGGGAGCUCGUCCAUCCAUUGAAGCACAGUUCACUAUGAUCUUACUCACAUUCAGCACUGGAAGACGGUUGGAUUUCGUGCAUCACUCGGGGGUAUUUUUCUUGCAAACCUUGCUUUGGAUUUUAUGUGCUACAGUCUGCGGAUCGGAGCAGUAUUUCAAUGUGGAGGUUUGGUUACAAAAAUACGGCUACCUGCCACCGACUGACCCCAGAAUGUCGGUGCUGCGCUCUGCAGAGACCAUGCAGUCCGCCCUAGCUGCCAUGCAGCAGUUCUAUGGCAUUAACAUGACAGGAAAAGUGGACAGAAACACAAUUGACUGGAUGAAGAAGCCUCGCUGUGGUGUACCUGACCAGACAAGAGGUAGCUCCAAAUUUAAUAUCCGUCGGAAGCGAUAUGCAUUAACAGGACAGAAGUGGCAGCACAGACACAUCACCUACAGUAUAAAGAACGUAACUCCAAAAGUAGGUGACCCUGAGACCCGUAAAGCUAUUCGCCGUGCCUUUGAUGUGUGGCAGAAUGUAACUCCUCUGACAUUUGAAGAAGUUCCCUACAGUGAAUUAGAAAAUGGCAAACGUGAUGUGGAUAUAACCAUCAUUUUUGCAUCUGGUUUUCAUGGAGACAGUUCUCCCUUUGAUGGAGAGGGAGGAUUUUUGGCACAUGCCUAUUUUCCUGGACCAGGAAUUGGGGGAGAUACUCAUUUUGAUUCAGAUGAGCCAUGGACUCUAGGAAAUCCGAAUCAUGAUGGAAAUGACUUAUUUCUUGUAGCAGUUCAUGAACUGGGACAUGCUCUGGGAUUGGAGCAUUCCAAUGACCCCACAGCCAUCAUGGCUCCAUUUUACCAGUACAUGGAAACUGACAACUUCAAACUACCUAAUGAUGAUUUGCAGGGCAUUCAGAAGAUAUACGGUCCACCUGACAAGAUUCCUCCACCUACAAGACCUCUACCAACAGUGCCCCCGCACCGCUCUAUUCCCCCGGCUGACCCGAGGAAGAACGACCGGCCAAAACCUCCGAGGCCUCCUACCGGCAGACCUUCCUAUCCUGGAGCCAAACCCAACAUCUGUGAUGGGAACUUUAACACUCUAGCUAUUCUUCGCCGUGAGAUGUUUGUUUUCAAGGACCAGUGGUUCUGGCGAGUGAGAAACAACAGGGUGAUGGAUGGAUACCCCAUGCAAAUUACUUACUUCUGGAGGGGGCUGCCUCCUAGUAUUGACGCAGUUUAUGAAAACAGUGACGGGAAUUUUGUUUUCUUUAAAGGUAACAAAUACUGGGUGUUCAAGGAUACUACCCUUCAACCUGGUUACCCUCAUGACUUGAUUACUCUUGGAAGUGGAAUUCCCCCUCACGGUAUUGAUUCAGCCAUUUGGUGGGAGGAUGUUGGCAAAACCUAUUUCUUCAAGGGAGACAGAUAUUGGAGAUACAGUGAAGAAAUGAAAACCAUGGAUCCCGGCUAUCCCAAGCCAAUCACAGUCUGGAAAGGCAUUCCUGAAUCUCCUCAGGGAGCCUUUGUCCACAAAGAAAAUGGCUUUACAUAUUUCUACAAAGGAAAGGAGUAUUGGAAAUUCAACAACCAAAUACUCAAGGUAGAACCUGGAUAUCCCAGAUCCAUCCUUAAGGAUUUUAUGGGCUGUGAUGGGCCAACAGACAGAGAUAAAGAAGGACACAGCCCACCAGAUGAUGUAGACAUUGUCAUCAAACUGGACAACACAGCCAGCACUGUGAAAGCCAUAGCUAUUGUCAUUCCCUGCAUCUUGGCCUUAUGCCUCCUUGUAUUGGUUUACACUGUGUUCCAGUUCAAGAGGAAAGGAACACCCCGCCACAUACUGUACUGCAAACGCUCUAUGCAAGAGUGGGUGUGAUGUAGGGUUUUUUGUUUUUUGUUUUCCUUUCUUUUCCAGGAGUUUGUGGUAACUUGAGAUUCAAGACAAGAGCUGUUAUGCUGUUUCCUAGCUAGGAGCAGGCUUGUGGCAGCCUGAUUCGGGGCUAACCUUUCAAACCCAGAGGGUCGCUGGUCCUGCACAUGAGUAGAAAUACACUCAUGGGAAAGCUUCCAUGAUGCACAGUAUCUGCCGUUCUUCAGUCCUUUGUCUUUCUUUGUCAUUCAGUUCUAGGCCUUUCCUCUGCACGCUCGAUGCCCAGUAAAUUUUCAGGAUUAACUAAAGAAGAGGAAAAAAAGAAGAAACGAUUCUUCUUAAGGUUUCUAAUAUGAUUUUCCUUCUGAAGUCUGAGUCCAUUUCUGGGGAGGGGGGAAGCAAAAGAGAGAAAACCCACUUUUUUUUGUUUUUUUUUUUUUUUUGCUUAAAAGCAAUGGGGAAAAAAGAUUUAAAACAAAAAACCCACCAUUGAACUUUCAGGAAAGUGUGAAGACCCAAAACAGCUUUGUCUCCAAAGAAGAUAGCUCUCUGACUGCUACGGAUAGUCUCCUACGCACCAUUUGUGUCAGGUGGGAGAUCUGGAAUACACAUGCAGGACUUUAGACUGUUGGGACAGCCAUUUUCCAACAAACAAGGGGCCAAAAUAUCUGCAAUAUAGUAACAGCCUUAAUAACACAUCCAUUUUUCGUUUUCUACAGCUGUUCUCAGCUAUGUCCUCAAUGUUUCAUCGCAUUUAUAUUCAUAGCUAUAUUCAAACAGGACCUUUUAAUUGUUUUCAAGUGUUUCUAAACCCCUUCCAGCCACCGUCCCCUACAUCAUUGUAAUAAUCUCCCCAGACUGUAUUAGGCCAGUGCCCCAGGCCUUUCAUGAGUCUGUCAGGAAUAUUCAUUACAAAACGGAGCGAGAAGCAGUUUGUCUCUGAAGUGGAUUACAGUGACAGUUAUUUUACAAGGAUAUGUGAUACUAGUGAUACAUUGGAGUAACCCUUUGAGAACUAUCAGGUCAGCUUUCAGAGUCUUGGGGAUGUCAGUCUUGGUAUCUGGUAAAUUAUAGAGCUGGACGAUGGUAAAAACAGGGCACAGGCUCAAGGAGUUCAGGUUUUUCAAACAGAUGUCCUGUAAUACCAUGUAAUUUUUUAAGUGAUUUACAGUACUACAUAAAUGCAUUUAUAACACACAGAAAUGAUGUUACUUGCCAAACGUUUUCUGGCAAAUAAAAAGGUAUUUUAUUAAGUAUCUCGUAAGAGUGAAAUUUUAUUUAAACAACUGGUUAUAAUAGCCUUUUUUUUUUCCUUAGACAUAUUGAAUUUCUUGUUUUAAAAUCCAUUGCAUGUAAAUUCAUUUUGCCUUGGUACAUGCAGUUAGCAUUGCCGUUUUAAAAAUGAACAAAAACGACGACUCUGAGGUUGCAUGAGUACCCUUCAGUGCAUUACCUUUGCAUGUCAACCAUAGUUCUCAAAGGGUUAGUGUGGCUUCUGGCAUUUAGCCCUUCAUUUGAUCACUGACAGAGCCAAGAGACCACCAAAGCAUUUCAUUAUUGAGUGUAAUUUGUCCUAACAGCAGUAUUGUCAUUUUCAUGUGACCUGCAGAGCAGGUUUGUAUCAAUAUUUUUUUCCUAGAGAAAAGUCAGCAACUGACAGACCUCUUUAUUGAUUUUUAGGAGCUGCUUCUUGCAGUGAAAGGCUUUACAGCCACUGGGCUGUGAACUUAUUAGAGAUGGUCAGAACGAAUGCACCCCAUGAGUCAGACAUUGGCUUUGUGUGAAAGCCAGCUUUUGAGGGGAUUAACUUUUGAAACAAUGAAUAGCUUGCCUUGAACUUGACUAUUGAUCUGUUGACUGUCAUUAACAACAACUUAAACAUUGUCUUCUGUGAAAAAUUUCCUUGAAGAGUCCUGUUCUAUGUCUUUGCCCUUUGACCUUUAACUUGCAAACUGGCACAAACUGAAGGAAAUCUGGUGUUGCUUCUCCAUUUGGAUUGUUUAAUUUGUUCUCUAAAAACCUAGUAAGCAUGAGCUGUUUCCAUGGGGGGGGGGGAAGAGUAUUGAUGAUAGAUUUACAGAUGGACACUUUGCUCUUUACAUGCACACUCUAAAAAUCCCUAUAGUUAGAAGUGGCUUUUCCUUUAAUAUAAGUUCAAGUCCAAUUUUAUCCUUUUAGUACAAAUUACAAAAUCUAUAGAAAAAAAAAAACCUCAAAUACUUGAAUGGCCAGUGUGGCUUUUAUAUAAAGCAGGAAUUUUAUACUAGUGAAAAUUUCUUACUCAUUUGCUAAUAAUACACAUUUCCAGAUGAUUUUUAAUGAGUGUAGGUAUACAUUCUUAUUUGGAAAUGGAUAGUUUGGCUGCCUUGAAUUUAUAUUUAUACUCAACAUAGCAUGAAAAUUAGGAUGCCUUUUGGUUAAACUACAUGUUUAUGAUUUGGUUGGGGAAAAUAUUUUGUAAUCAUGGGUAGUAUGCUGCAGAGCCUGGCAGAUUGUUAUUUCUUACAACCCGAGCAUAUACAAUAUAAAGCUAAGAAAAAAAAGAACAGUUAGAUAAGAGAUAGGCUUUACAGCAAAACAUUAUGCAACGCAGACUGUGUUUUGACAAGACAUCAGAGAUUAUGUACAUGUGGGCCGAGAAAGCAAACAGAGAGGACCAGAAUCAGCCCUGUGACUUUACUUCAGUGCUUCCAUUCUAGAUGAUGCUGAUAUCAUAAAGAGUUACUCACGGCUCCUGAGCAUGGGGGACUAUACACAUAAACUCAUUUACAAAGCAUUUGCUUGUGAAAGGGGUUAAUGCUUUAGGACAUGAUGUCAGGAAAAAAAUGACUGCAAUUAUAUUUUGCUAAAGAUAGGAAUGAAGAUUGGUGUCAUUUGGAUCAUGUGCAGAUCAUUGAGGAACUCCAUCAACUUGCUUUCAAAAAUCGGUCUUUUUUCUCUAAAAUGAAAAAGAAACUGAAUAAGCAAUCGAUUGCUUCUUGACUCAUUUGUCACAAUAUCUGGAUUCAUCUUAAGGCUAUAAGUAUAUAAGGGCUAGAAAAUAAUCUUAGCAUUAAGAAGGGAAGGAGAGUACCAUUAUGCUUGAAUUCCAGCAGAUGUCAUGGAUAAGGUUGGGUCAUAGUUACUUGAAUAUCAGAUGAAAUUUCUGUAAGGUGCAUAUGGCUAUUCUGUUGGUGAACAUUUAAAUAGUUAUUAGACUAAGACUACAAGAGAUAAGAAAUUGGUAAGUGCAACAUAAUCACAAACACUGGGAUUCCAUUUGCUUAUUGCACACCAGGCACUUUGUGAGUAUGUUUGCUGACUCCUCUGCCUCUUGAAGUUCGGGGGAAAAAAGCCCUCAAUUUUAAUGGAAUAGUGAAACAGUGACUAAUUGCUCUAGCACGUAUGAAUACUGAUUCAAAAACAAUGCACAAUACAUUUCUAUGGGUCAACAACACAAUGUACCAGUUCAGUAUUGGUAGAAACACACAACCUAUCUUUUUUUGUUUGUUUUUUAUCCUAUCACUAAUAACAUGAAAGGAGCCCUGGUUGUACAGUGAUUAAGCACUUGGCUGUUAAGCAAAAGGUUGGGUUUCCCAAAUUAAAAUAAAACCCCUUCACGAUCACACACACACACAAAAAAUACAGAUAUAUUUCUCUUGCUGUUUCAUUAUUUCUCAUUACAUGGCUAUGUUCUUUACCUAAAUUUUCUACAUAGUUUAUAAUUUUAGUCAAAUACUAUUCUAUAUAUUAUUAGCAGGCCUAAAUGAAGUAUUAAAACAGUUGAUGAGCCUACAUUCUCUGUAAAGCAGUAACUCUGCAUCAGACCUGUACAGGAGGUUGUCCAUAAUCCACCUAAAAAUGAUAAUGAAUUUCACUGUUGACCCGUUAAGAACCAAGCAUUGGCUAAGAAUGCAGUCACAGCAUACCAGUACAGAGGCUCUUUACAAUUGCAAAGGUAACGUAGCUAAAUUAGAUACUAGCAAAGACAAUUUCUGCUAUAAAUCAGAGGGCAAGGCUUUUCUAAAUCAGAUGUAAUAAAUUACUAAGUAAUGAUUACUAAAAAAUAAUUACUAAUAAAGGAUACAGGUUAGUUUAAUGAAAUAUGCAAAUAUUUUAAUGGUCAGAUUGCCUAUAAUCUUUGUUAUUAACACAUAAUUUGAAUUUGGUGGUUUAUUACUUUGGUGAUUAUAUACUUAAUAUUAUUCCUUCUCUGUCAAUGAUUAAAAAAUAUAGUGUGAUGGGUAAGAACUUUGUCAAAACUUCACUGGUAGUUCCAGUACCUGGAUGGUAAUCUAUAUAGUGGAUCCUAGGGGUAAUAAUAUAAUACUGGUAAGUUCUGCAUAUCAUUAUGCCGGUAUCUCUAACACGGUAGAGAUGUACCCCCACUUUGUGGGUGUUACAGCAGAAUAACCAUUGUGUCCACAUUGACUAAACUCAGUGUGCUAUCUGAAGAGGAAUGGAUGUUAUAAUCAAAUAGAUUGAGUUAACGCAAGAGUCAUUAAAAUAUAUAUAUAUUUGUUUUUAGGCUUCAGAUUUAUUUCCAGAAAUUAAUAAAGACAGUGCUUUACUGAUAGUACUGAGUCUGUGAGGUUGAAGAAUGUACUGAAAUGACCUUGUGGAUGGUGGUUAGCUAAACUUUUUCAGCAAAUACAGCAAAGAGUUCAGUUAGUUUCAUGCUCUCAGGGGCAUAUUCCAAACUAUCACAGAUGUCAAACAGAACAUGCUGUCUACACUGAAGAUGUUCAGUUCAGAUGAGCUAUUACAAAUAGCUAUAAAUGCAAUCACAGUCCUUUUGUCAUCCCACAAAAGAUAGCAAGACACUCACAUUAGAGGAGCUAACUAUACUAUUGCAUUUUAUGCAUCUUCAUGAUACAGAUUUACUAUGACCAUAAGAAAUAACUGGCAGGCAUAUGUGUCUGUUUAAAAAAUUAGAACUUUGUAAAGAAAGCAGUGACCAGGGGUAAUACCACACCAUAAAUUUAAACACUAAAUAUUAUACUUGUUAAACAUAAUGGAAAUGGAGAAAAAGGAAAAAUGAAUAUUUUAUAAAAAUAAUAAAGACGUGCUGUAACACUCCUUAAUAAUACAAUUGGAAAUUUUACCUUAGCAAGUUUAAAAAUAGUACAGAAAAAUGUAACUUCAUGUUAUGUGAUCUAUCAAUGUAUGUAAUUAGCCAGUGGUCAUUAGAUGUUACCCUGCUUAAACACAUCCAGCACUCAUGCAUUGCCUUAUAGGCUAAAACUGUCAGAGUUAAGUGUUUGGUAACCUCAACUGGAAAGAUAUAUAAUAUUAGAAUCCCCUGAGAAAAGCCAUUUCCCUAGGAUAGAUGUGUACCUCAAUGAUAACAAAAAACAGUUGGCAUAGUAGCAAAGAAGUUGCCUUAGUGUUUUGGCCUCAUUAGAUUAUAACCUUUGUCUUACAGUGUACUACUUAAAUAAUUUUCAUUUGUUUCCAUUGGUGUAAUGUUGAAAUGUUUCUGAGAUUUUUCAAGUCAGAUUAAUAACAUUCAAUUACAAAUAUCACUUUCAAUGUUUUAUAUAUAUGUCUACUUUGAAAUUUAAACCAAUAGUAUAUAAAGCCUAAGAAUGAAUAUUGAUUUGAUAUAGUCACAGAAAUUGGGUAACAGAUGUGAUACUGUAAAAUUCCUGUCAGGUUUCUGAUAGAAUAUUGAAGUAAGAGCCUUCAAUUUUUAAGCACACUUGUGAGCAUACAACUGGGCGUGACGUGCGGCAUUUCUUAGAACAAUGCGAAUUCUUUAUAUUAAGUAAGGUUGUAAGAUCGCUAGAAGCCUAGUUAGUGCUAUAACGGUGAUUUCACAGGCACCAUAACUAAACGAAAAUGAGGGCAAAACCGGUAACUCAUGGUCACUGAGUAAUAAAUAUAAAAGCUUACAUAUGAGAGAUACUUAUUUAUGAAGACUUCUGAAGGUGCUAUACCUUUUCAAUUUAAAGAGCGAUGCAUCCUAGAGUUUAUCUUACAUUAGCAUUGGACUGGGAAUAAUCAAGUUUGCACUCAAUGUUCUCAUGUUAAAAGGUGCAUGGGACGCUACAGGACAGAUACAUCAUAAACUAGAAUGUUGUGCUGAUUCACGUAACUUUGCCUGGUGCUCUGCUAUAGAGCUGGGUUUAUAUGCCCUUAAGAAGGGAGAAGGAAAUCAAUUCAAUAUGAAUAUGAAAAUAUAAUACUUGUAUCAUGUUAGGCCACAAACUCUUAUUUCACGUAGAAAAUCCAGAAGGAGAGAAUGGUCAACAAGAAUGAAGUGAUUAACUUUUUGACUUAGGAAGAUGUUUCUUGAGUCUUUUAUCCAGUUCUUUGUAUCUAUGAAAACAUAUUGCUCACAAUACCGACAUUUCUGUAGCACUUGGUUUGUAGGUAGAUUGGAUCCCAGGCGUAAUACUUUUUGACACAGACCUUUUUAUACAUGUCUCAUAUAGGAUGAAGCAUUGGUGAGAUAUGACUGCAUGGUAGGAUGCCUUUUCCUAGGAUAGGAUGUGGCGCUGCUUGUACUUGCCACCCUUUAUAUGAAUGUAUGUUGCUAUGUUGGCCUGUCUUGCCAAUAUGGAUGACUAAAGCCUGGUGUGAGCUGUCUAUUUGAAAAGUCACUAGCAUGCAUGUUUCGUAUGCUGUUCUGUAAUGCCAGUUUGAACUUGUUCCCUCUCUAUAUAUUGACACUCCAACUGUUAAGGUAUGAUGUACUUCUUUUGAAUAAAUAAUUUUGGUGGUAGCGCAAGGGUUAUCCUUAAAUCAAUAUCAUAUUUCUGUUACCACUGAAAUACUAUCACAGAGGCCACAUUUUUGACUUUGCCUGUCUUCUCACAGCUCUUUAGUAUAUACUAUUUUUUUUUUUAUUGCCUCAGUAAAGUUAGGUUUUUAGUUCUUUCUGUCAUUGACUUCUUUUAUAUCUUAUAUGGACUCUAUUAUUUCUUUAAAUGUUCAUAAAUACAAAAUAUCACAAAUCUUACUUUGUCGCUUCCAAACAAACACAAUUUCCAAACAAUGGUGAUUGUGUGCCUGGUUUUUCUGAAAUUAUUAUUUGUUUGCCUUGUGUUUGUCGCCUGAAAAUGCAGAUGGCUGGGAGGGACGCAUCAUUUUGUGUUGUCUUCUACAGUCUGUGCCUAUAUUUGCAUUCCUUUCAAUUUCCACCUUGUCCCUUUUUUUACAGAUUUUACUUUACCGCCCCUUCGUGAAAACCCAAAUUCAGCAGCUUUGUGCGUCAGAGGUGCCUGGGAAACAUGUCUUUGUUCGUCAGUAUUUUCUUCCACACAUUUCAUGCAAAGACUUGGUUCCUGUAAAUUUCACACACCUCUCAAUCUCUUUCCUUGGGUUCUAACUUUUAUAGAGCUCGUCCCCUGAAAAAGUGAAAUGCUGAGUAUGAUAGCUGGUGUCUGUUGAUAAGACGGCUAAGGAAGCUUGCUUUUGGGGAAUGUAUCCUAAAUAAUUAUACAGGAAAGUAAAUACCAAAAUACAGUGUUCUGGUUAAGGUACAUCAUGGGUACAUGAAUGCUGAAAAGCUUGAUUCUUCGGUCUAUUUUCCUUUAUGUGUAAAUUACAUAUAUAUUAGAAAGGGAGAGAAUAAAAGAAUAGGGGUAUUACAGUGGCAGCUUUCUGCUGCAUUGGUUUUGACUGCGUCAGCAUUCCUAUUGUGAACCUCUAUUUUCAGGGGUUUUAGAAACUUGGCCAUAAAAAUUUGCUUCAGGCUUAAAAGUCUUGAAAGUUUUUUUUUUUUUAGGUAUCGAAUUAUAAACAAAUAUAUCUUGUUUUUAUAUUAUAGGAGGGAAAUAAAUGGAGUUUACUAGUUCAAUUUUACACUAAUAUAACUUUUAAUAAACUUAAUUUUUUUAAUGAAAACAGAAAAUCUAACUAGUCCAUAGUCUGUUGAUGGUUUUUUUAGAAGAACCAGUUAUUGGCAUUGAGAAAUUUGCCUGCUUCAUCAAGUGUAGUAACUUCAAUAUGUUUUAAAACUUAUAAACCUGUAUUAAAAUUAUCUUGAUUCCAAUAAUGGAUCAGUAUGAUAAUGAAUAGAGAUUUCUGCCGUCCAUAUAAGCUAUCUGGUAAUAUAGAUUUGGAAAUAUAUAGUAUAUAUGGAUAUAUAUAUAUUUACUAGAUAGAUUAAGGGGGAAAACCCCCAUAAAUUUAGUUUGUCAAAUAAAUACCAUAUAUUUAAUUUUAAAAAUUGCACAGACAUUUAUCUUUCCAAGUCAGAAAGAGAUGCAAGCAAUUACAAAGGAAAGUUGUCUCUUGGGUAAACAGUACACCUUUUAUAACUUUUUAUGAAAAUCAUUUUUCCUUUCUGUAUUGUGGUUAUGGGAAAUUGAAAGAAUAAAAUUAAAGCAGACUUUAUUUAAAUAACAAACUGUGAAGCAGAGAGAAACACCAGGAAAUUAAAUAUUUAGGCCAUUAACUUUUGCUUGUCUGAUAAUACUUUACCUUUAUUUUAAUUCCCCAUGAUGUUUUCAUGUUAUGGAGAGAGUAUUAAAAUCUAAGUUUCUGGAUAGUUCACAUUACACUCAAUGCUAUUUCAUUAAAUGUUGAUAAUAUGUAGUCUUCCAUGUGCAAGGAAAGAAAGAAAUAACACAUUUAUUUGCUGAAUGAGUUUUGAGGUUUGCAAGUUAGUGGGGUUUUUUUGCUCACAUAAGAUUCUAUACAUUUAUACCAUCUUAAAUCUGGCUUUUUUUUUCCAGAUAGCUUCUACUGACAAACACAAAGCUUGUUUGUGUGCAAAUAUAAGGCUAAAUAAAUGGUGCUAAAGUGUAUUAUGACUGUCAGAUAUAAUCAGGCAAAAUUUUGUGGUGCUUAAAUUAAUUUUUUCAUUGAUUUUAUUGAUCAAUGCAUUGAACAGUGUUUAUUAUUCACAAGUUGUCUUUUAUUAGUAAAUCAAGGCCUCAUAGCACAUUGUUAAAUAAAAUGGUUGACUAUGUAACAGCUCACCAAGCUACUAUCUCUUUAACUCCUUAUAAUGUUGCGUCAUUAAAGGUCAAGGGGUCAUGCUAUUAAUCUCAUUGCUGUAGACCAUUAACAUGACUGAACUUUUCCACAAAGUACUUAUGUUUACAAUGCUAUAACCCUUUGACUGCUGCGGCAACCUUUAACCACACAAAUGUCACAAGCUAGAAUCAUCAGCAUGGUUCUUGCCAUGGCAAUCAAAGAGUUAAGGGCUGUGCAGUGAUUUGUAUUUAUUAAUUUAUAUUUAUUUUGUUUCCAUUCGAGGAGGGGAUUCGGGGUGGGGCAGUUUUUGUCUGCUGUAAGUGUCUUAAACUAGGGAAGGGUUAAAUGGCUUUUUAUACUAUUGCAUCUUCUGUAUUUACCAUCAACUCAUUGUGUUGUAAUUAAAAAACAAAACAAAACAAAAAAAACUGUCAAUAAAUAAGAGAACAGAAAAAUGGUUCAUAGACAUUGUGGUUUUACUCACUGAAUGAUUUACGUACGUUUAUGACCAAUGUGUAGGAUAUGAUCUAUAGCAGUAGCCCUACUGUCUACGUCUUUCUAAUCAAUAUGAAACAGAAAAUGAAAACUCUUAAGUAGUAUAGGCCAAAAUCCUCUAUGUGUUUGCCUGAAUAUAGCAAAUAUAUUAGA